Saxophila tyrrhenica is the source of this 894-nucleotide messenger RNA. RefSeq lists its product as uncharacterized. The coding region runs from base 1 to 894 and encodes 297 amino acids. The transcript has 2 exons. The record is from RefSeq and is a predicted model, not a curated record. NCBI's taxonomy places the organism in Eukaryota, Fungi, Ascomycota, Dothideomycetes, Mycosphaerellales, Extremaceae.
AUGCUCAGGUCUGGCUCCCGGCGCAUGGCCGUGUCUUUCACCAUGCGACCUCAGACGGAGAGUCGUUUGUUCACGCUGCCCGCUGAGGUUCGGAUUCAAAUCUACACACUCGCACUGACAACAGAAGGCACUGUUCGACGAUUCGGGACUCCCUCAACGCGUACGCGCCCAUACGUGAACCGGUUUCUCACCACGACGAUCUUCGUCACCACAUUGCAGCUUGUCGCUUUUGCAAACAUCAUCAACCGUUUGGAGAUCCUCCCGGAACAUCUGAUAGCGGAUGAGGGCAAUCACAAGGCGCCUGGCGACGUCAUGCCCGUUCUCCGCGCUUGGAACAUCCGGCUACGUUUGGUCGAGAGACUCAUCAUUCCUAUCACAGAUCUUGCAAGCCUACCAUCGGUCUGCGAACUUCUGGGACUUUACGUCAGUCUCAGAGAAGUGCGUUUCAAGAGUUUUACAGAAGCAAUAUGCCAGUAUCGACAGAAGCACCAAGGCCAUUCUCGCCCAUGUGAUCAACUUCGCCUGGAAUUUUCGCAGUCUCGCUCCCGUCGACCCACAGACUCAGUGUCGAUUCUUCACCUUGCCCGCGGAGCUCCGCAACGACAUCUAUUCUCUCGUAGUCUCCAUUCCGACGAACGAGACCGGGAAAGUAGAGCUGCGCAUGACAUUUCCAUCAGACCGCAGACGCUUGAAACCAUCCGCCCUCUCGGUCGCGUGGACAUGCCGACUCAUCAACAGCGAGGCGUAUGGCAUCUUCUACGCUAUGCAUCACAUCUACAUCCCGUACGUUGGCAUGCCUGGACCCUACGUCAUUCUAUCGCACAAUGUGUCAGUCGACUUGGCCAGAAUCGAAACCCUCACCAUCGGCGUAAGGACGAUAUCUUUUGUUAUUGA